Messenger RNA from Venustampulla echinocandica, 636 nucleotides. RefSeq lists its product as uncharacterized. The record is from RefSeq and is a predicted model, not a curated record. Lineage: Eukaryota; Fungi; Ascomycota; Leotiomycetes; Helotiales; Pleuroascaceae. Bases 1 to 636 code for a protein of 211 amino acids. The transcript has a single exon.
AUGUCAACAUUAACCACCUUCCACCCCUUCCCCGCCCUCCCAAUCGAGGUCCGCCUUAAAAUCUGGUCUUUGUACCUGUCAACUCCUCGAACCGUUACUAUAUCAUGUAAUAGAGCACCCAUUAUACCCCGCCAGCCCCGUACCGCCAAGUCUUGGUCCACCGACUCCCCAACCCCACCUCUCCUCCUCUUGAACCGCGAAUCGCGCUACGAAGCCCUUAAGAUAUACACGCCCUAUUUUACAACCCCCUCCUCCGCACGCUCUAUUUAUCUCUCCUUCUAUCAAGACUUCGUGCGAUUUAUCGACAGCGACCUCCAAUUUAUCCCUCCCGCCUAUCGUCUCGAGAUCCAGAAACUGGUUAUACAUACCAAGGAUUGUGCUUAUUUCGGGUUGAAUAAUAUGGAGACUAUUAAGAGUAUAAAGACGCUGAGGGAUUUGGAGAUAUAUGCGGAGAGGGGAGAAAUAGCUGCUUGGUGGAAUGAGGGGGAUCACCAUUUCGCUUUGUUAGUAAAGGACUUUGAGCAGACACGGGCGGCUGAUCCGGAGUGGGAAUGUCCGAUGGUUAGGAUUUUUGAUGCCGAGACGGGAAAGGAGAUGAGGUUUAUUGAGGGUGGUAAGGGGGAACUUGAAGGAUAG